This is a messenger RNA of Adineta ricciae, 423 nucleotides long. The record is from the annotation of a GenBank genome assembly. NCBI's taxonomy places the organism in Eukaryota, Metazoa, Rotifera, Eurotatoria, Adinetida, Adinetidae.
AUGUCAUUGAAAUCCAGGCGAAAUCCUGAUGAAAUCUGGGUGAAAUCCAGGAAAAUGUCAUUGAAAUGCAUAAUUGUUGGAUACGGUGAUAUCCCGCCGGGAUACGGCUCAGGUCGACUCGUUUCCGGCGGGAUCCGUUGUGUUUCCGAUCAUUUCAUUGUGGGAUACGGGACUGUCGCGUUUUUUUACGGCGGCCGGAUUUUUAAGGUUUUGUUCGGUUCCGGUACGGGUGAUUUCCGGUGGGAAUACUGCUUCCAUAUUCCGUAUCGUUUUGCGGCGGGUUCCGGUGGAAUCCUUGCUCGGAAACGGCGGGAAGAUGCGGGAAAAGGCCACGGUUCCGGAAGGAUCCCGCGGGAUCCAGUCACCUCAGUGGAUUCAGCUUACGAUAUAGUCGGUAGCUGGAGGUUUCAUUACAUCCCCUGA